AGUAGUGAAGAGAGAAAACGUUUGUAAUCUUUGGCAAAAGAUAAACCCACACAGAAAUCAUAUCGAAUCAAAAUGUUAAUACGUUGGAAGAGUAAAGAUAAGAGUUCGUCGUCUAAUCAAAAUGCCUGUGGUUCGGGCAGCGGUGGUGGUGGCAGCAGUUCAUCUUCCAAAAAGAAGCGCAAAGGCCGUGAGGGAGAAGACUGGCAAAAUGAACAACAGAAAUCUGGUAGAAUGCCAACCAACGAACAAAUUGGCAUUGGCGUCGGUGGAGUUGGCGGCGGAGGCGGAGGAGGAGGCGGUGGAGGCGGCGAUGAACGCAGACGGGCCAUGCGACGAGAUGAUCCACGAAGGCAUACAUUGGGCGGCGAUAUGUUAAUCUAUGGCGGUUCCCAGCAUCCUCACGCCCAUCAAAUGGCACCACAACAGCAGCGAGCCAUGGAUCUGGAGAUGAGCACACGCGCUCAGAAGAAUAAAAAGAAUCAACCAAUGCGCGGCUAUGCCCCUGUCAAUCAGGGCCCACUCUUCGAUGACGAUCCUGGCAUCAUGUCCGAGGUGGAAACAGCCAGCACUGGCUUUCGUCGUGGCGGCAAACAGAGAUCUUCAUUGCCCGUGGUAAGGACACCAUCGAAAACGCUGGAACGUCCCUUGGGUCUGGUCUUUUUGCAAUAUCGUUCGGAAACCAAACGCGCCCUGCUACCCAAUGAGAUAACCUCAAUUGAUACGGUUCGCGCCCUCUUUGUGCGUUCCUUUCCACGCCAGUUGACCAUGUCGUAUUUGGAGGGGCCGAAUGUGAAAAUCUAUAUACACGAUGCCAGCAAGGAUAUGUUCUACGAGCUGGAGGAUGUUCGUUCACAUCUACGCGAAAUACGCGACAGAUCUGUGCUACGUCUCUUCGAAUCGACCGAAGUGGCGGCACCACCGCAAAUAUUACCCGGCGGUCCGGGCAUACCACAGCCUCUGCCACAAUCUCAGGCUCCGGCCAAUUGGGAUCAGGAUCAAAGCUAUUUCAGUGAACCCGAAUUCGAUUCCGAUUACAAGCAUCAGCAUAUACACAAAUCAAAGAUUGGCAAACAGCCAGCUCCCUAUUAUGUUGGAUCCUCACAAACCUUGCCACGCGGCAUGUACUCAUCGGAACGUAACAAAGUCUCAAUGGGAGCGCCUGUGAAACCUCUUAGAUCGCUUAAUAGCAGGGGUAGCAUGGAACCCCUGUUUCCCUAUACCCCGGAUCAGUUAUACAGUAUUCCAGAUGGUUACACCAGCUCACCGGAGCGCAGUUCGAGAGGAAACUAUGAGGAGCCAUAUUAUAGUCAAUAUGGGACACGUGGAACUGUUGUGGCCCCCAUUAUAGAUGAGGAACAAGGAGAUGUGACCCUCACUGAAGAUCAGUAUGCUCUAUAUGGUAUUAAAGUUGGACCCGGCCCCGGUCCCAAUCGUUUGCCGCAUCGUGGCAAUCAAAUCUAUGAUCCAACUAGGCCGGAAGAUUUGCAUCGCAUACGCGUCGAGCAUAUGGAGCGACAAUUGGCCAAUCUCACCGGACUUGUGCAAAAGGCCUUGGUCAAUCAGAAUCCACAAAUUGCUCCAUUACAAGUGCCCACAUUGGAUCCCAACUACUUGGUUGUACCCAAUCAAAUGCAAGCUAACGGUUCCGAUGAUGGACUGUAUGUUAGAGAGAAGGCACCCAAAUUGGGCAAGAAUUCGUGUCAGAAAUCCGUGUCCUUUGAGAAAUCUGUUUCGUUUAGCGAUGAUAUACAGGGUAUACCAAAAUCUCAUAGUCCACUACAUGCUGCUGAUACGAAACCAACCAAGCCGGCAAUCAAAUCGUCCACCUUACCACGCACAUCGUCACAAGAACGCGAUCGUCUCAAGCCGCCGCCACCACCAAAACCCAUAGUUUUGGCCCAGACCACCCAUCCCAGUUAUCGGGCGGAUAUUGCUUUGGCCCCCGAGAUGUACAAUCAUUUGCGUGGCCUGCAAAAGAAGGCCAAAGAUUUGCGGAUGGAGGUCCGCACUCUGCGACGAUUAUCCCAAGCUCAGGCGGUGGCUGUACGCGAGGACAUCAAGGGGACAUUUAUGCGUAUACGCGCCACAUUAUUGGCCAGCAGUGGCAGCUUUUGGGGUCAUCAGAACGAUCAGGAUGCCACACGCAUAUCACGUGAAGAGGAACUCUACAAACAGGAAGUGGUGCGAUUGGAGAAAGAUCUAUCCGAUUUGGAGGCAUCCGUUGAGAAUUUACGCGGUGAGGUUAUCAAUCGUCGCACACGAGUCAAUAUGACAGCAGUCGAGGAUAUGGCCCUAGUGUUGAGUCGUGCCAGCAAAACUGUGGCCGAACUAAAGUUAAAAUUUCCGGCUCUAUCCAAUGGUUUGCGUUGCAUUUUAUCCAGCGAAAUGGAGAAAGUGGUGCGUGAAGAAAAGUUCCUCAAAGAAGAACCCGAUCGCUUGGAAUCGGCAUUGCGACGUUGCAAGAAAUUAACUGGCACAUUGGUAACACUGAAACGUUUGGCGAGCGUUCAGGAGCAACGUCUGCCGCCCAAUGAGCCGGCAAUUAGCGAAGAGCCACGUUCAGCGGAUAUAUCAGCGCCCGAUAAGCCAAUCCCAACACCCAGGAUGGGGUCGUUCACUAUCAGCGGGGGACUCGCACCCGAAAACGCACUCGAUGCUCUGCUAGAUGAGCUAAAAACAUUUUCGAAGCCUAUUGCCCAACAACAACAACAACAACAACAGCAGCAGCAACAACAACAACAGCAGCAGCAGCAGCAACAACAACAACAACAACAACAAUUCGAGAUACGCCCCGAAGAUUCGGCAUCCGAUGAGAGCGCCCAGGCCGCAGUACAAAGCACAGUUACCACGCAAAUCUCACAGGCUCGUCUCUAUACGGAGGCCAAUAUAAACAUGCAACAGGCCAAUGCUACCAAUACCAGCAUGGUUAUGGCCAUGGCCACCAGUCAACGCGGUGGGCAACAGCAACAGCAACAGCAACAACAAUUGAUGGUUCACACCAAUAUGGGAAGUUUGCGACGUCUACACUCAUAUCCCAGCGAAUCGGAUAGCGACUUACCAAUGGCCAAUGGCGGUAGCAGCGUCGGUGGUGGUGUGGGUGCGGGUGCGGGUGCGGGUAUCGGUGGUGGCAAGCCACCAGUACCCGAACGUAAUGCCGAUUUGAUAACGAAAGUUGGCCACAAACGUAUACCGCCACCACCACCGCCACGCACCAGCUCACGCAGUCCACUGGCCAGUCCAACAAGCCCAAAUGUGCCACAGAAUAUGUCUGGUGCUGCAGCUGCUGCCGCUGCCGUCGAAUCGUCAAUGAGCGGCGGCGGUGGUAAUGACACCUCCAGCGGUGAUAACUCUAGCGGCAAUGAGUCCGGCAACGAUCAUGCCCAACGUCAAGUGGCCCUCGAGAUGCGUCACCAGGAGCUAUUGAAGAAACAGAAAUUGCUCCAAGAGCAAUAUCAACGAUUGCAGCAAAUGAGCAAAAUUCCCUCAGUGGAUGUGACAUGUCCAUCGUCAGAUGGCAGUGGCGGAGGUGGAGGUGGAGGUGGAGGCGGCUCUGCCACUGGCACACUACGUAAACUGGGCAGUGAGACGAAUAUCCAGCAAAAGAUAGCAGCCCUGAGUUUGGCAUGCGAGGCAAAUGGUGCAGCGGCUGCCGAGGCUGCUGCAGCUGCAGCAGCGGCCGCAGCUGCUGUGGCUGCCACAAAUGGCGUGUCUCUGGUCAGUGGUGCUACGAGUGCGGGUGUAUGUGAUGGCGCCGCUACUGUUGGUGGUGGUGGUGGUGGUGCUGCUGCUGCUGCUAGUGCUGGUGGUGGUGGUGGUAACACAUCCAGCACCACCAAACAGGUCUAUGAGACGGAGAUACUUUAACACAACUGGAAAUUGGCGUGGAACGAAACCAAAAUUGAUAUUUAGAACGGAAAGCUAAAAACCACACCAAAAACUGAAACCACUCUAUGCUUUCUCUCUCUCCAUGUCUCCCUGUCUCUAUCUCUCUCUCUCUCUCUCUCUCUAUCUCUCUCAUCCCUUCUCCGAUGAGAUGAGGGGAUUCCCACUCAUCCCCGUCCCUGCACUAACUCGAUGUAUUUGUGUUUGUGUAUCCAAAAUAAUUGUCGUCGAAAAUGCAUUUAGAAUUAUAUCAAAACUCAAAACUCAAAACUCAAAACAACAAAAAAAAUGAAUGAAACAAA
Molecule: messenger RNA, 4184 nt
Organism: Drosophila willistoni
Lineage: Eukaryota; Metazoa; Arthropoda; Insecta; Diptera; Drosophilidae
Product: coiled-coil domain-containing protein CG32809
Exons: 16
Coding region: 73-3864 (1263 amino acids)
Cellular component (GO): cytoplasm
Source: RefSeq, a predicted model, not a curated record